CUGGACCCCUUCUUCAGAACUCAUCCGGCUCAUCAGUGUAGAGAGCACACUCGAGCUAUCACACAGAGUCAACACGAGGACCCGGGCGUGUUAUAAGUCCUAUCGUCAUUAUACAUGCUCUGUGUUGACUCCCGCCCCUGUUCCUUUCCCCGGACGUAGCAGGGCUUGUUUUGUUUUGUUUAGCUUCGUUUUGUUUUUGGUCUGUGGACGUUUUAGUACGGAGUCUGCCUGUAUGUCUAUCUGUUUGACUGUUCUUCUGUCUCUCUGUCUCUGUCUCUGUCUCUCUCUCUCGUUCGCUCCCUCUCUUUUUCUCUUUCUCUCCAUCUUGCUCUCGAUCUCCCUCUCCCUCUCUCUCUCCUUCUCCAUCUCCCUCAUUCUGUUUAACCAGUGGUUGUAUUUCUUUGCCCUUCAGUAAAAAAAAAACAGCCAAAACGCAAAAGAAAUCACAAACGAUCUCCUCUACAGAUAUCACAAAUUAAUCAGAAGUUACUUACUGGCUGGUAUGACAAUAGUGAACGACCUAAAGGAAAAGCACCAUAACAAGAGCAAAAGGAACAAAUACACUCUACCCCGCUCUGUCCUCUCCAUGAGCCCGCAUGAGCGCCGCGCAUCCACAGGUGGUACUGAGGGGGCCGAGCGGGGGGGCUUGAGGGAGGCAGGUGAGUUAGACGAGUCUAGCACUCCCUUCCUUCAGGUACGGGGCGGCAGUUGCGUAGAGGCUCUCCCGUGCUUGAGAGUCGUUCUGUUUGGCCGUUCGUAUAUCCGGGUGUUUUCAAGGAAUGGCUUACAUACGUCGUGCUUUUUUUACGACGCGGGUGAAGUGAAGCGACGCGAUGUCGCGGUGUCCCGCGCUGAUUCUUGCAUAUUGUUAGUUACUGGAAGCAGGAGGGAAAUCUGUCGAGUAUGGUCACCGCAUGGCACCCAGAUGGCCAUGAAGUAGGCCACGUGGCCUCUCUUGUGGCCAUGUCCCUCCUUACCGCCCUCUCGCUGCUGGCCAACCUGCUGGUGACGGCGGCGGUGCUAGGAAGCCCGCAGCUCAGGACAACGUGGAACAACUGCUUUGUCUUGAAUCUGUGUCUGACGGAGGCGGCGGCUGCGGUGGUGGUGCUGCCGCUCUCCGUCACCGCCUUCGUCAGCGAGCCCGAGGAGCUGGACCCGGGACUCUGCGUCUUUGCGCACUUUUUCCACUCCUGUCUGGUCAACGUGAUUACAUGGACGCUCUGCCUCAUUAGCGUGGACAGGCACUACUUGAUCUUGAUGCCCAUGACGCACGCCGCGGAGGUGACGCUGUUCCGGACGCUGGUGGCGAUCCUGGUGGUGUGGGCCGUCAGCGUUCUGCCUGCGGGUUACCUGAUCGUGACUGCAGAGCCCUGGCGUGGAGGCACCGUGUGCUGCGCGUGGGGCCUCGGGGUGUCCUCGUCCAACACAGGCUACGUCCUAACUGUGGCACUCUUGGAGUUCCUAAUACCUGCCCUCACUAUGCUCUCCAUGUACGCGUCUAUUUUCAGGGUCGCCCGGCGUGCGGUGCGGCGCGUGGUUCCCGUGACAACUCAAGUACGAACCAUCAGCGAGAGAGUGACGAGCAAGGAGGAGCCGCUCGUCGCCAGGAGCAUCUUCUCUCUCCUCCCGGCAGUCCAGGGAAGGGCUUUUCCCUUGGGCAAGGACGUCGUGGGCAAAACGACCGCAAACGACCGCGCAGCAGAGCAGAGCAGGGGAGGCGUCUUUGGGCUGGUGUCACCGUUUCUGGGCCACGAGGCUGAGGAAGCGGCGUCCGUUUUAACGCCGAUAGACGGGUUCUUGGACAGCGUGACGUGGGUGGCCGGCACGCCCACGCCAACCUCGCCCUCCACCUCCGCCACGCUCAUGCUCACCGCCUCAGCCUCCUUCGGGAAAUCCUAUCCCAAGGCGAAGCUCGGGAAAAUGGCGAGUAACUCCGGACCGCGCGGAGCCUCUGGCCAAGGCAAGGCCAAGAAAGCUGCCAGGACCCUACUGUUGGUGGUGGGGACCUUCUGGAUCCUCUGCGGCCCUUACUACGUCUUCAACACGUACGUGGCUCUAGCGCACCUGGCUCCCGACGCGUAUAGCGAAGCCAUGGAGGAAGGUUUGAAGUUGCUGAAGGUGGCCCUCGAAGAGCGGAGGAGCGUCGAGGUGACACUCAAGCAGCUGGAACAAACACUGAACUACACCCUUCAUAACGCUAGUCUGCCUUGUAGGAUUAGCUCUCAGGUGGGCGGGGAAAAGGCGCAGGUACUGGAGACUUUGGCUCAUCUCACAGAAUGGCUCCUCUAUGGCUCCCUCCUCGUCAACCCUUUUCUAUACGGACUCCUCAAUCGAGCCAUUCGGACGCAGCUCUUUCGUCUGAUGGAUGGCGCUUGGAAUGCCUGUUGGGGGUGCGGCCGCGACAACAAGAUCGCGCCUUCGGAUGCCUUUGUGUCGGAGGACGCGAGUGAGGCCGAAGGUGUGGAGGAUGACCUGCCCGGCCACGACCAAGAGAGCCUCGAGGAUAUCCUAGAGUUCCUUCAGAGGACUGCAGACAAAGGUCAAAUUGCCAAGGACAAGGUGAGGAUGCUCCUUAAUCUGUCGACUAAUCUGAAGUAUUCUUUAAUAUGAUUCGAGCUUAAGAGAAACACUAUUAUGACAAGAAGACUGAAAUGGUAAGGCACCAAGGAAUUGAUUUAAGCUUUGGAUGUUUCAGAUCAUUAAAACGUAUCCUAAGUUAAGAGUAAAAGUUUUGAAGAUGGUAAAUAAUUUGGUUAAUAAUACCAUUAAGUAAGGGAAUACACCUUUAUUCUAUAUAACUUUAGUUGCAUGGUGGAAAUUAUUCAUUAAACACCUGUAUAUGCUUCAACGAUAAGCGAUCGCGACAUGAUAUAUUUGAGUUUAAAAUUAUGAAACAAAUUUUAAGGUUUGGCAUCAGAACACUAAAAUCAAUGCUAAUUAGAUAUAAUCUAAUUUGAUAUAUUUGAAGUGAUAAUCUGAUGAUUAAUUUUAAUUAUAUUUUAUCGUACCGCUUUUAUUAGGCAUGGAUAAUUAUGAACACACAUGUGAAACUAAUAAUUAAGACAUACCAUUUUUCGCCAAAAUUUCAGGAGCAGUCAAGAAAUAUACUAGAUGUUUCCAGCAACUGUCCCUCAGUAUUGUGAAGGAACAAAACGCUUAUUCAUCUGGCAACCCGGUUUUGGCUGCAUGUGUGUGAUAAUUUGUGUGGUGGGAUGUUUAAAUAUAUUUAUUCACUGAUGAGUAAAUGUAAUGCAAUCAAAAGCUAAUAAUUUGAA
Molecule: messenger RNA, 3275 nt
Organism: Penaeus chinensis
Lineage: Eukaryota; Metazoa; Arthropoda; Malacostraca; Decapoda; Penaeidae
Product: 5-hydroxytryptamine receptor 6-like
Exons: 8
Coding region: 904-2610 (568 amino acids)
Biological process (GO): G protein-coupled receptor signaling pathway
Cellular component (GO): signaling receptor complex; plasma membrane; endosome
Molecular function (GO): G protein-coupled receptor activity
Source: RefSeq, a predicted model, not a curated record